This is a messenger RNA of Microthlaspi erraticum, 1902 nucleotides long. The record is from the annotation of a GenBank genome assembly. NCBI's taxonomy places the organism in Eukaryota, Viridiplantae, Streptophyta, Magnoliopsida, Brassicales, Brassicaceae.
AUGGAUGCAGGUGUAAGAGGUUGUGGCUCGAGAGGUUAUAGUAGAGCUGGUGCCCAUGGUGGCAGAGUUGGUGGCCGUGGAGGCCGGGAUCGUUGUCGUAGACUACCAGCGGAUUCAGGAGAGAGUGCAGCACCGACUGUAGCGACUGCCCGUUUAGGAGAUAUCACGUUUGUACUGAAGACUGGUCCACAGCCGGCCGAACGCACUCGGCCGGACAGGAAGGGAAUUGGCUUCGCUCGGCCUUCACCAGGGCCGAUCCGCACGACCACACUGUUUGAACCGGGAAGCAUUGCCCCGCGGUCGACCAAUAUUUACCACAUGUCCCAUGCAGCCGACCGAGCGCAGCGAUCGAUCCGGGAAGCAAUGAACCGCGCUCGACCCAUUCCUCGACAUGCGAUCAAAGCAUCCGGCCGAACGCACCGGUCGACCAGGAAGGAAAAGGAAUACGGAGAAGACCAUGGAGAAGAGAAGGAGAAGCCUCAAAACGUUUCCAAGCAAGCUCUUUACAUAAGAUCUUAUGAAGUUAUCAAAUCAGUGAACUCUGAUCAUGAAAGUUGCUUAAGAGACAAGGUUUCGACUGUGAUGCCUAAAGAGUGUGAUGCAGAUAGUUCUAAGGAAGUUUUCCACCUUGAGAGACGUCCUAGAGAACCUCCAAAACCAGCACCAUCUGACACUCCUUGGUUUAGACACAUUGCCAACUAUCUUGCUGCUGAUCAUCCACCACCCCAAUUCUUUGGCUACAAGAAGAAGAAAUUCUUACGUGAUGUUAGAAGGUACUUUUGGGAUGAACCUUAUCUUUAUAAACAUUGUUCUGAUGGUAUGUUUAGAAGAUGUAUUCCAGAAGAAGAAGUCCCAGGAGUUCUCUUUGCUUGUCAUGGAUCUGACUAUGCAGGACAUUUUGCUACUAACAAGACUGUUGCUAAGAUCUUGCAAGCUGGUUUUUGGUGGCCCACCAUGUUUAAGGACGCCCAUGACUUCAUCUCUAAGUGUGAUGCUUGCCAGAGACAAGGAAACAUCAGCAAAAGGAAUGAGAUGCCACAAAACUUCAUCCAAGAAGUGGAAGUUUUUGAUGUUUGGGGAAUAGACUUCAUGGGUCCUUUUCCUUCUUCUUAUGGGAACAAGUACAUCCUUGUUGCUGUUGACUAUCUGUCUAAGUGGGUAGAAGCCAUAGCCAGCCCUACAAACGACUCCAAGGUGGUGAUAAAGUUAUUCAAGUCGAUCAUCUUUCCAAGAUUUGGUAUCCCAAGAGUUGUGAUUAGUGAUGGAGGAUCUCAUUUCAUCAACAAGGUCUUUGAAAGUCUUUUGAAGAAAAAUGGAGUGAGACACAAGGUUGCUACUCCUUAUCACCCUCAGACAAGUGGACAAGUAGAGAUUUCUAACAGAGAAAUCAAGAGGAUCUUAGAGAAGACAGUGGGAAUGACAAGAAAGGAUUGGUCAGUCAAGCUUGAUGAUGCUCUUUGGGCAUAUAGAACUGCAUUCAAAACCCCACUUGGAACAACUCCUUUUCACCUUGUCUAUGGAAAGGCUUGUCAUCUUCCUGUUGAGAUUGAGUAUAAGGCGGAAUGGGCAGUAAAGAAGCUAAACUACGAUAUCAAGACAGCAAAGGAGAGGCGCUUGAUUCAGUUGGAUGAAAUUCGUCAUAAUGCCUAUGAGAAUUCUAGGAUCUACAAGGAAAGAACAAAAGCAUAUCAUGACAAGAAGAUAGUCCCCAAGACGUUCUCUCCCAAUGUUCUCCUUUUCAACUCACGCCUGAAACUCUUUUCCGGUAAGCUUAGAUCGCGAUGGUCCGGACCUUUUAAGAUAAAAGAAGUGAAACCAUAUGGCGCUGUUGUACUAUGGAACCGUUCUGGAGGUGAUUUCACUGUUAAUGGAAAAACUCAAGCCAUAUCUCGCAGACAUUGA